CGUGGUUUGGGCUUUUUGGUAUGUUUCUCUUUCUUAACAACUUCGGGCUCACUUCCCAUCACUGUGAAUAUGAAAACGACGCACAUCCAGUUCUCCUUCAAAUUCUGGUGCAUACGGAUCUCGGUCACCAUGAUUCCAGUGCUCGGGGAGACCCUCAUAUGGAUUCCAUCGGUCUUGGUGCGUGCCACUGAGUCAUAUAUAACAGAUUGUAACUAGCAGGUGCCUGUCGAGAGUGACAGGUCAUUGUAAAGACUCACUGCUGCCGCGCCCACUACCGC
Molecule: messenger RNA, 278 nt
Organism: Suillus plorans
Lineage: Eukaryota; Fungi; Basidiomycota; Agaricomycetes; Boletales; Suillaceae
Exons: 4
Source: RefSeq, a predicted model, not a curated record